Glycine soja is the source of this 1454-nucleotide messenger RNA. Its product is annotated as GDSL esterase/lipase At5g45910-like. The transcript is spliced from 5 exons. NCBI's taxonomy places the organism in Eukaryota, Viridiplantae, Streptophyta, Magnoliopsida, Fabales, Fabaceae. Gene Ontology annotation, molecular function: hydrolase activity, acting on ester bonds. Bases 150 to 1274 code for a protein of 374 amino acids. The record is from RefSeq and is a predicted model, not a curated record.
GAGAAAAAAAUGUGAGAAUAUUUAAAGCUCAACUACAUAAGUGGUUUAUAUAACUCUACCUCGUUAUUAUUAUUUAUACUCUACUAAUUAAUUGUAUACGUGUUGUUGUUCAACCAUCUUCUGAUCUUCAUCUUCAUAGAAUUCAAAGUAUGAAGAUCUAUAUUUUGCUAGUCAUUACUUCCUUCACAUUUGGUUUCCUUGAGAAAGUUGUUUCAAAUCCAAGUCCUCGUCCAUAUAAGGCAAUUUUCAACUUGGGUGACUCUCUAAGCGACACUGGCAAUUUCCUUGCAUCUGGUGCCAUUUUAUUCCCAGUUAUCGGAAAGCCUCCCUAUGGUCAAACCUUCUUUAAGCGUGCAACCGGCCGUUGCUCAGAUGGACGACUAAUGAUUGAUUUUAUAGCUGAGGCAUACGAAUUGCCUUAUUUACCACCCUAUCUGGCACUUACCAAAGACAAAGACAUUCAACGUGGAGUAAAUUUUGCCGUUGCUGGAGCCACAGCACUUGAUGCAAAAUUCUUCAUCGAAGCAGGACUUGCAAAAUAUCUAUGGACAAAUAAUUCAUUGAGCAUUCAACUUGGCUGGUUUAAGAAACUGAAACCCUCCCUUUGCACCACUAAACAAGAUUGUGAUAGCUACUUCAAACGCUCUCUCUUUCUGGUGGGGGAGAUAGGCGGUAAUGACUAUAACUAUGCUGCCAUUGCUGGAAAUAUUACUCAACUUCAAGCUACCGUUCCUCCAGUCGUUGAAGCAAUAACAGCGGCCAUUAAUGAAUUGAUUGCUGAAGGAGCAAGGGAGCUGUUGGUGCCGGGGAAUUUUCCAAUUGGAUGCUCUGCGCUAUACCUAACUUUAUUUAGAAGCGAGAACAAGGAGGACUAUGAUGACAGUGGAUGCUUGAAAACUUUCAAUGGCUUUGCAGAGUACCAUAACAAGGAGCUCAAGCUAGCCUUGGAAACACUAAGGAAAAAGAAUCCUCAUGCAAGGAUACUGUAUGCUGACUAUUAUGGUGCUGCCAAACGUUUCUUCCAUGCUCCAGGACACCAUGGGUUUACUAAUGGGGCGUUGAGAGCAUGCUGUGGUGGAGGUGGACCCUACAAUUUCAACAUUUCCGCAAGGUGUGGUCACACAGGUUCAAAAGCAUGUGCAGAUCCAUCCACAUAUGCAAACUGGGAUGGAAUUCAUUUGACAGAAGCAGCUUAUAGGUACAUCGCCAAAGGCCUAAUUUACGGUCCAUUCUCAUAUCCUCCCCUCAAGAUCUCUCCCAACAAGAUAGCCUAGUGUUGGUGCUAUAUAUCAGCAAAUUUUCUCGCUGCAUCGGGAAAAAAAUCUAUAACAGUGACCUACUAAUAAUGAUUAUGAUGAGAACAUUUUGGUUGUGGAUUUCACAUAAUAAAUUUUUGUUUAACAUGAAAGAUUUGUGGGUGAGAAGAGAAAGCUGUCCAUUUUUUAGUGGCUUAA